Zingiber officinale is the source of this 2164-nucleotide messenger RNA. Its product is annotated as proline-rich receptor-like protein kinase PERK13. The record is from RefSeq and is a predicted model, not a curated record. NCBI's taxonomy places the organism in Eukaryota, Viridiplantae, Streptophyta, Magnoliopsida, Zingiberales, Zingiberaceae. Bases 19 to 2031 code for a protein of 670 amino acids. The transcript is spliced from 8 exons. Gene Ontology annotation, biological process: protein phosphorylation. Gene Ontology annotation, molecular function: protein kinase activity; ATP binding.
AAACCUUGAUCAAAGUAAAUGACAGAUUCCGCUCCGUCUCCAGCAACUUCCGACAAUGAUACAACGCCGACGACGACGACCACAUCGCCUCCUCCGACCUCUUCUGAUGCGGUUCCAUCGCCUCCGGAGGAGGAGCCGGUGAAUCCCAGUUCCCCUCCGCCGGCGUCGCCUUCGGACUCUCCAUCGCCGCCUGCGACCACAGCUGUCCAAGCUCCGCCUCCUGCCACCCAGCCUCCUCCAGCACAGCCAACGGCGACGCCGACGAAUUCCAGCCUAAACGCUCCCACUCAUCCGUCAAACACCGUCGCCUCGCCUCCGCCCCCCGACGGAAAUAUCCCCUUAAACCCGCAGUCGACUAAUCAACCGACGACGACCCCUCCUCCUCCUCCUCCUCCUCAUCCCCUGCCUCUGCCAGAUGAGAAAUCGUCGGCCAACGCGUUUCCGCCUCCGACGACAUUGCCUCCGCCGUCUCCUCCUGCGGCUCCGAAGAGCCCCCCGACGACACCUCGGCCGUCGACGGCGACGGCGAAUGCUACUCCAAUUCCUAGUCCUCCGACCGGCAUUUCUCCUCCGGCGAACGCGAUGCCCACGCCUCCGACCCCGCCUGGCACUCCUCUGCCUCCUCCCUCGACGGUUACUGGCCAACAGAGAACCAGCACCGACAGUGUGAGCUAUCACUCAUCGAGAAGCGCUGCCCCUGAGACGGUCGAUUCAUCGAGGCGCACCGAAACCGACGUUUUCGUCGUCGGAAUCACCGUGGCCGGAGUGCUCGCGGUCCUCGCCUUAGUGUUCGUGGCUUUGAGGCGGAAGAAGAGAAGGCGGCCGGGAACUGGAGGGCGAUACAGGCAAACCCCCAACGCCGAAACUUCUCCCGGCGACAUGAUUCAGAGUUCCCACAGAGGGCCGGCGAACUCGUACGGGAUCUACGUCGCAGACUCAAUCGACGCCGGCGGAUCCAAAGCCUGCUUCGGAUACGAGGAGCUGACGCGGAUAACGAACGGGUUUGCCCAGGAGAACCUGAUCGGGCAGGGAGGGUUCGGGUCGGUGUACAAGGGGGCGUUAGUGGACGGGCGGCAGGUGGCGGUGAAACAGCUGAAAGACGGGAGCGGGCAGGGGGAAAGGGAGUUCCGGGCAGAGGUCGAGAUCAUCAGCAGAGUGCAUCACCGCCACCUGGUGUCGCUGGUCGGUUACUGCGUCGCGGAGCAUCACCGCCUGCUGGUGUACGAGUUUGUGUCGAACGACACUCUGGACCAUCAUCUACACGGGAAGGAUAUUCCUGUGUUGGAUUGGUCCAAGAGAAUGAAAAUUGCUAUAGGCUCUGCUCGUGGAUUAUCAUAUUUGCACGAAGAUUGUCAUCCUCGAAUUAUUCACAGGGAUAUCAAGUCCGCUAAUAUACUUUUGGAUGAAUCCUUUGAAGCACAGGUUGCAGAUUUUGGGCUAGCAAAGCUAGCAAAUGACACCAAUACUCAUGUGUCGACUAGGGUUAUGGGAACAUUUGGAUACUUAGCGCCCGAAUAUGCAUCGAGCGGGAAAUUAACGGAUAGAAGCGAUGUGUACUCAUUUGGAGUGGUGCUUCUGGAACUCAUAACCGGGCGAAAGCCCGUGGAUAUAUCGUUACCUCUAGGGGACGAGAGUUUAGUCGAAUGGGCUCGGCCCCGUUUGAUUCACGCUUUAGAGAGCGGUGAGCUUGAGACGCUAGUAGAUCCAAAGCUCGGGAACAACUUUUCGAAAAGCGAUAUGCUAUGCAUGAUCGAAGCCGCGGCUGCUUGUGUUCGCCACUCGGCUCCCAAGCGCCCGCGCAUGGUUCAGGUGCUGAGAGCACUGGACAGUGAUGGGAACAUGGCUGAUCUCUCCAAUGGAGUGAAGUUUGGGCAGAGCAUUGUGUAUGAUUCCGCACAAUAUCAAUCUGCGGACAUCCAAAGGAUGAGGAAGAUGGCAUUUGAGAGUGAUAGUUUCAGCAUCGAUUGUGAUAAUAAUUCUUCCUCGGAGCAUUUGAAUCCAAACAGGAGCUCGAAUUACAGCAGCAGUUAAUUGUUCAUCAACGUUAAUCGUUAGAUUAGCAGAGGAAGCUGGACCUGUUAUAUUAUCAUUAAUCAUUUGAUUUCUGUACAGAAAGGUAUAUUGGAUGAGUCUAUGUGUAUAUGACUUCGUGAGGAAUUAUGCG